Molecule: messenger RNA, 1452 nt
Organism: Morus notabilis
Lineage: Eukaryota; Viridiplantae; Streptophyta; Magnoliopsida; Rosales; Moraceae
Product: syntaxin-22
Exons: 7
Coding region: 330-1160 (276 amino acids)
Biological process (GO): vesicle-mediated transport; intracellular protein transport; vesicle fusion
Cellular component (GO): membrane; SNARE complex; endomembrane system
Molecular function (GO): SNARE binding; SNAP receptor activity
Source: RefSeq, a predicted model, not a curated record
ACCCACGCCACAAUAAACAAAUUUCCUUUCACCCCCUCUCUCUCUCUCUCCCUCUAAACAAUUCGUUUCCGGUUUCUCUCUCUACCACCGAAAUCGAAAUCGAAUUUGGAAUCUGUUUCUCUCUCCUUAAUCAUCGCCUCGAUCUUCUCUCUCUUCCCCUUUUGGUUCAGCCCUAGCUUAGCUGACCCUCAAUCAUCCCGUCGCAGCGGCCAGCGGGUGUUUUUACGAAUCCUCGUACCCAAACACUCGGCCUCGGCUUUCGUGGAAUUUUCUCGGAAUCCUCGAACUCGAAUUUUCUAAGGAAAAAUUUUCGUCGGAGCCGAGACGAGAUGAGCUUUCGGGAUCUGGAAGCUGGGCGGGGUUUGGGCGGCUCCUCGAGGCGAGAGCUCUCCAAUGGCAGCAGACAGGACCCAACCCAGGCCGUGGCUUCUGGAAUAUUCCAGAUCAACACCGCGGUUUCUACCUUCCAAAGGCUCGUCAACACCCUCGGUACCCCCAAAGACACCCCCGAGCUCCGCGAGAAGCUGCACAAGACAAGGCUACAUAUUGGGCAGUUGGUGAAGGAUACUUCAGAGAAACUUAAACAAGCUAGUGAUAGAGAUCAUCAUGGUGAAGUUAAUGCUAGCAAGAAGAUUGCAGAUGCUAAACUUGCAAAAGAUUUUCAAGCUGUCUUAAGAGAAUUUCAGAAGGCCCAACGACUUGCAGCUGAAAGGGAAACAGCAUAUACUCCUUUUGUUCCCCAAGCAGUUCUUCCUUCCAGCUAUACCGCCAGCGAGCUUGAUUUGAAUUCAGAUAAAUCUUCAGAACAGCGUGCUGCUCUUGUGGAAUCUAGGAGACAGGAGGUUUUGCUGUUGGACAAUGAAAUUGUCUUCAACGAGGCUAUAAUUGAGGAACGAGAACAGGGAAUACAAGAAAUCCAGCAGCAAAUUGGCGAAGUGAAUGAAAUUUUUAAAGAUCUUGCUGUGCUAGUUCAUGAGCAGGGUGCGAUGAUUGAUGAUAUUGGAUCCAAUAUUGAGGGUGCUCAGGCUGCCACUGCACAGGGGAAAUCUCAACUUGUAAAGGCUGCGAAGACCCAAAGAUCGAAUUCAUCUCUGACCUGCUUGCUCUUGGUGAUAUUCGGAAUCGUGCUACUGAUAGUUAUUAUAGUACUUGCAGCGUAAGAUUGAUUGGGAUUCAAUCGAAUGAAAAUCCAAAAUCUUCUGAACCACAGAAGGAGUCUUUGCUAAUCUGUCUGACGUGUCGUCCCCGUCCUAGGGGACGAGCUUUGAUUGCAGUUUGUCGCUUCUAGUCCAAGUUAGUAUAUAAUAUGGUGAAUCCUGUGCGAAUGGUUGUUGUGGGGUGGGAUGUCCGGUUCUUUUCUAUAAGUUGGAUUUUUUUGGAAUUUGAGGUUGUGUUAUGGGCUUGUUAUAUAAUUGGUGUUUUACUUCAGUAAUAUAAUAAAAUUCAUAAUUC